Fonsecaea nubica is the source of this 1314-nucleotide messenger RNA. RefSeq lists its product as hypothetical. NCBI's taxonomy places the organism in Eukaryota, Fungi, Ascomycota, Eurotiomycetes, Chaetothyriales, Herpotrichiellaceae. Bases 1 to 1314 code for a protein of 437 amino acids. The record is from RefSeq and is a predicted model, not a curated record. The transcript has 3 exons.
AUGCGGCCUUACCAAGAUGAACCCGACGAGAUAGUGAAGAAACGUGGAUUUCGGAACGUCUGCAUCCCCGUGUAUUUCAGUCCGGCCUCUAAGAAAGAUGAUGUCUAUGUCAGGAUACCGUUGCCGUACAAAGUUGGGGAGAGAAACUCUCCCGGCAAUGUCGAGGAGAAGCUUCGGUGUGAGGUUGCUUCCUACAUCUGGAUUCAACAAAAUUGUCCGGAUAUCCCAAUCCCUGCGCUCUAUGGAUUUGGGUUUCCGGACGGUCAAACGUUCACUGCACCCGAAAAUGUUCCGCGCUUCACUCGACUCCUGUCGUACGUCAAGCGGACCUUGUUUUUGUGGCUUGAUACAGCUACACCAAGUCGAUACAUCCGCCGGCGGCGUCUAGAUAUCCUGAAGACUGGAUAUAUCAUCAUCGGUCGGGUUAUCGAGGGAGAAAUGCUCUCGAUCUCGUGGGAUUCCUUCCGCCACGACGCGGUUCGUCGCUCAAACCUGUUUCAUGAUAUAGCCCGGAUUACCCUGUCAUUGAACAAAGCUCGUCUCCCUCGCAUCGGCUCUUUGUCCUUUAACGACAGCGGCCAUCUCACCCUGUCAUUGAACAAAGCUCGUCUCCCUCGCAUCGGCUCUUUGUCCUUUAACGACAGCGGCCAUCUCACCCUGACCAACCGUCCCCUAACACUACGCCUGCAGACCUUGGAAAAUGAAGGCAUUCCUACUCCUCUUGAUCGGAAUUCUACCUACACAGCUGUCGAGCCUUAUGUUUUGGACCUCUUGGCGUGUCACGAUCAUCGGAUUCACCACCAACCGAAUUCAAUUCAUCAUCAUGACGAUGGCGAGCAGCAACUUGCCGCUCUAACGAUGAUGCGUGCCAUCAUUCAUCAUUUCUUGGAUCCAACGUAUCGACACGGCCCUUUCGUCUUUACUCUUACCGAUCUUCACCAAAGUAAUAUUUUCGUGGACAAGGAUUGGCACAUUACUUCUCUGAUUGACCUAGAGUGGGCUUGCUCUCUCCCCAUUGAAUUCCAGUCCCUGCCGUAUUGGCUUUCGGGGCUAGCUGUGGAUGAACUGACCGGAGAACACCUGGACACUUUUCGCCGAUUGGCGACGGAAUAUCUGGACGCCUUCGAGCAAGAGGAGAGACGAAUCCUGGGGACGAACUUGUUCCAAACGCCGAUAAUGAGAAAGGGUUGGGAGACGGGGAGCUUCUGCCGCUGUGAUAAGGCAAAGAUCGACGACGAGACAGCGUACAAACAUCGACUGGAGGAGGCGUUUGCCGACAAGCUGAACAAUCUCGGGACUCAGCAUAGAAAGUAA